AAAACUAUGUGUUCGGUAGUCUGAGCAAUGUUGCUGGACCUGGGUGGUGGAGUCCAGCAUGAAGGUGAAACAAGGAGGACUGAGGUCAUUGCCACCACUCGAAGGCAGUUCUUGUGGUCACAGGAUAACCUCCCAGAUUGGUUGGCCUGCUACUCUCAGAAGUUAGAAGGUGCGAAUGAAACUGCAGAAGGCAGUGAUGGUUUGGUUCAUGCUUGCUCUAGCUGCCUUGGAUGCUCCCUUUGCAUUGCCUUGCUUGGGAUCAUUCAGGAGUGUUUGCUGCCUGGGCUGAGUCAGGUCUAUGAGGUGCCUCUUGUGCUUCUGGCCACUUCGUGGGGUGCGGCUGUCAUUCACGUGUUUUGUACUUGGCAUAUGCCUUGUGCACAGCCGAAGAGUGUGAUUUUGGGCAAUCUCAUAGGUGCUAUCAUAGCGCUUCUUGCUGGCCUCUUACCGCUUCCGGACCUGCUCAACGCGCCCAAGGCAGCUUUGGUGGUGUCGGUCACCGUGGCCGCACAGGAGCUUCUAGGUGCUGUGCAUCCUGCAGGGGCCGCAACUGCGUUGCUGCUGUCUGACGCACAACACUCAUGGCACUCCCUGGGACUGACCAUGGGUGGAUCCGUGUUGAUUGUUACAGUUGGUGUGCUUUUCAACAAUGUUUGUAUUGACCGCUUCUAUCCGCAGUCCUGGUGGCCAUCCACAAGAGCAGCGGAGGAGCCUCCAGGACGGCGGCUACCACCACCUGGAAGCUACAUGAUGCAUGCGCCAGAGGAAUGGCUCAACAUCUACUGGCAGAAGCUCCAAGGUGGAGAUGCACCAGGGCCAACGAGCGUUUCCAGUGCACAUGCUUGUUUUAGUGCUUUAGUGUCCUUCAUUUUCAUGCUGUCCAUGGCCUUCAUCAAUGAAGCACUGGGUUUUGAGACGUCUAUGCUAGCUGCUGCCGCAGUGGCUUCAAGCUCUGUCUUCAGCGACUGGCAAGGUGCCAGUUCACAACCCUGGCCAUGUCUCAUGGGCUGCUUUGUUGCGGCCCUCUGCGGAGGUUUGAGCGAGGCCUUGCCUCAGUUGGGCGUACCAUCUCCGAUGUGGAUGCGAGCAGCAUUUGCAGUUGGCCUUGCAUCCUUCAUGAUGGAGCUGGCCAAUGCUGUCUUCCCUGCAGGUGGCGCUAUUGCUCUUGCUUUUGUGGUGAUGCCCGCGCCAGUUCCAUGGAUUUCGCUGCUCUACACCGGAAUGCUUAGCUCAUCUCUUGUUAUCAUCUAUGGCACCCUGCUCAACAAUCUGCAAGAGACCAGGCUAUAUCCUCGACGGUGGCCCUGGCAAAGGGGCAUUGCAUCACGUCACAUGCCCUUUACAGUGCCUGAGCACAGACAUUCUGAACGAAGCCUGGUCAGAAGAUGGAAUGAUGACAGCAAGAAAGGAACGCAGUACUCCCAGAUCUAUGUGGGUGUGCUCACUGUUGGCUUGCAGUUCUUCUUUCUGAUCUUCCUGUUCUUUGCAGAGUUUGAUGCCAGCGAGGAAGGCGUAGCUUCAAUGUGCAACAGCUUGGCCUGGAUUUCCAUGGCAGUACUGGCAGGUCUCGCUUAUUCGCGAAGCUUCCUGAAAGCGUAUGGACUCGGAGCCGUGGGCUUUUCUUUGCUCAUUCUGUGUGUGGCUGUACAGUGGUCCAUGAUUGUGGAAAGUCUUCUGCAUGGAGAAGUCCUCCGCAUUGGCUUUACAAGAAUGAUGCGUGGCUACUCCGCAGCAGCAGCAGUCUUGGUAUCCUUCGGGGCGCUCAUUGGCAAGGUGGAUGCGUUGCAGAUCUUGACGCUUGUCGUGAUCGAGAUUCCUUGCUAUUGCUGGAACAAAGUGGUAUUCCUGCAGAUGGAUGGCCCCAAGAUGCCAGUUGUGUCGUGUGAUCUGGCAGAACAAUGGGUCCAUGAUGGCCGCGGUCUUUCGAUUUUCUUAUUUGGCUCGUUCUUCGGCUUUGCAGCGGGCAAGAUGCUGGGUGUGAGCCAAAUGGGCUGGUUGAACCGCAGCCAACGGAGCACAGAGCUCCUGUCACUCAUGGGCACUUGCUGCCUCUGGGUCACUUUCCCGGCUUUGACAUCUUCAAGCAGCCGUGCUUCCCAGCACACGGUGCUGGCAUUGCUUGGUUCAGGUGUCACUACCUUCAUUGUGGAUGGUUUCUUGCACGAGGGACGCCUGCAGCCAACAUCUAUCCGCUCGGCUGUUCUGGCGGGAGGCGUUGCCCUGAGUGGCGUAGCGGACCUCCUGUGGCCUUUCACAGCCUUGGCGGUGGGCUGCGUGGCCGGAGCAUUGUCAACCAUUGCUCUUCACUUUAGCAACCGAGACAUCGAUACCUCUGGCAUCCUGCAGAUUUACGCUCUUCCAUCACUGCUGGGAGGGUUGGCUGCCAUUUUUGCAGGGGACAGCAGCAGCGGCAUCAUCCCAGGUAAUCAGGCCAUGGGCUUCUUCGGCACAUUGAUAAUGGCCACAUUCUCGGGCGCGAUCUGUGGGCAGCUGUUGGGAUCUCUACAGGGCUCAGUGGAGUUGGCCUUCAGUGAUGAGGUUCGCUGGGCCUGCGCGGAGGACUUGCCUCGGGGUGUGCUAAGCCUUUAGCUCGAGUUGAGUUAAUGUACUGCACCUUCUCAAAGAAGGCGGUGCUUUCGGAGCUGAAAUUGGUUCCAACGCUGGAAGCGGAUACAAGCUGGCCAAAGCAGCAGAAGAGCAACUAGGAUCGUUCUCGGUGCAUCACAGUUCAGAAGCUCUGAAGAUGUUUGCACGGCGUCUUUGGUGCACCUCUGAAUCUGAAGUCCUUUAACGUUACGAUUCUAUGCGAUUCUGAUUUUGCUGGCACGCGGAGCGCACAGUCAAAGUACUUUAUGCCGGGGAAAAGCCGCCCUUUGAGAAGGAGACCAAUACCAAAUUUGGCCACCCAUGCAGUCUGCGCAUUUUGCCCCAUCCAAGAUGCACACGAGCCAUUUUGACGUCAAAUUUUGUUUCGCCAGACCCAGUUCAGCCUAAUUGCUUGCAUGGCAACUAGCAAUGGCGAAGAUGCUCGUGGGCUUCGAGAAUGGGUCACUGUUGUUCUCGGUUGCUCCGUAACAUUCCUCUUCUCAUAUUUUUUCUAUGGCUGGGCUGCG
Durusdinium trenchii is the source of this 3113-nucleotide messenger RNA. Lineage: Eukaryota; Dinophyceae; Suessiales; Symbiodiniaceae. The record is from the annotation of a GenBank genome assembly.